Daphnia pulex (common water flea) is the source of this 1067-nucleotide messenger RNA. RefSeq lists its product as uncharacterized. The transcript has 4 exons. The record is from RefSeq and is a predicted model, not a curated record. The coding region runs from base 124 to 864 and encodes 246 amino acids. Lineage: Eukaryota; Metazoa; Arthropoda; Branchiopoda; Diplostraca; Daphniidae.
GUAAAUUUCUGUUCGACAGACUUGAAAGCGUCGACCGGCUGCGGCCACACACCAGAAACAUCGUGAGUUAAUUACAGUUGGAAAUAAAAGUGAUAAGUUUUUCUUCCAGUUGGCAGCAUCAAAAUGGCCCCCCUCAGCGAAAAGGAAAUGAAGAAAUGGCGGGCGGUGGCCGGUUUGAACGUCAUUCUCGGCGCAAUCGUCUUGACGGCUCAGGUGAUCACUUUGUCUACGCUCUACGAGUGGGUCGACUGGAUCGGCAUUGGCAUCUGGGGCGGCUGUUUCAUGAUAUCGGCCGGCUCUCUCACCAUCAAAAGAAAUCCGAGGUUGAUUUCCAUGUCUAUUUGCGCCAUGCUGAGUGGACUGGCAUUGAUCAUCUUUUACGCCUGGAACCUCGGCGUCUAUAAUAAUUUCAGUUAUUAUGGGUAUAUGAUCAACUAUAAUGGUCCGGAGGCCUACUGCUACUAUUACAAUUAUAACGACGAUUUAUGUGAUUGGCGGUUGGCGGCCGACAUUAUUUUCAUCGUUUGCGGCUGCCUGGCCAUGAUGAUCAACCUGGUCUUGUCGAUGAACGCCAAGGCGAUCGCCGUAGUCCGUCCGAUUGUCAUCCGUCAUCCGGUCAACAACGUCUACCCGAUGAGCACGACCAACACGACGUACGUGGUGACCAGCAACCACCCAGCCGCUUACCCCAACCAGCAAACCGUCUACCAGGUGCCGGUCGUGACUUAUCCAUCAAACAACACGAACAACGGCGUCAUCUACCAGACGACAUCGCCCGGCUAUCCGCCCAUGAACAACCAACAGCAGCAGCCGGUAUAUUACACUCAAACCAAUCCGCCAACUUACGCUACUACCGCCUACUAAUAGAGCGGCGAAUUCUAUUCUCUUUUCUAUCGUUAUAUAAUAUUAUAACGCGUUUAUUAUAUACCCAUUUUGUCUUCAUUUGAAUUUUGGACAAAUUAUUCAAAUUAUUAUUCUGCUCGUUUCGGGAAUAAAUGAGCGCAACUAUGAUUGGCUUAUUCGACUAUAAAUGUAAAUGUGUUACUAAAAUACAAUUCACAUCUUGA